UGCUAUAUGCUCCUUGGGACCCAUCAUCCUUCUUCCUCCUGCAAAUAUGCGACAGAGCAAUUGACACCUGACAGGCAAAGUGGAGGGCCACCAACCACCACUCCUAACCGCCGCAAGGAGGAUACCGCCGCCCACUCUGGCCCCGCAUCAUAAGCUAGACAAACAGGAAUGGCGACUAGCGUUGCUCCAGGAAGCAGCCAUCUUCAUGUUAGUAUUUCUGCAUACAGGGGUCACAGGUGGAAACAUCCUCAUUGUUUUCCUAGCGUAUCCAUCCAGAGCAGCAUUCAUAAAGCGUUGUCCUGGUCAUGCAGUGCAUCCAAAUUAUUAUCAAGAGACAAUGCUUCACAUUCUCAGGCUUAUGUGAAUAGGAAAUCCCAUAAACCAGCAGUUACAUCAUGCCUUAGAAAUGGCUCUACCAAGUAUUUUGCCUUUGCUGUUAUUGGUAGUGGGGUUGCUGGACUUCGAUAUGCUCUUGAGGUUGCAAAAUAUGGAACUGUGGCAGUCAUAACAAAAGCUGAGCCACAUGAAAGCAAUACUAACUAUGCACAGGGUGGUGUGAGUGCUGUUCUCUGUCCUAAGGAUUCGGUAGAGAGCCAUAUGCAAGAUACAAUUGUAGCUGGUGCUUACCUCUGUGAUGAGGAGACGGUCAGAGUUGUAUGCACAGAAGGACCUGAAAGAAUUAAAGAGUUGAUAGCUAUGGGGGCUUCAUUUGAUCACGGUGAGGAUGGGAACUUGCACCUUGCCAGGGAAGGGGGGCACUCUCAUCACAGAAUUGUGCAUGCAGCAGAUAUGACAGGCAGGGAAAUAGAGAGAGCAUUGUUAGAGGCAGUUAAAAAAGAUCCAAACAUUUAUGUUUUUGAGCACCAUUUUGCAAUAGACUUGCUUACGUCACAGGAUGGUUCUGUCACAACCUGUCAUGGAGUUGACACCUUGAAUACUGAAACUUCUGAGGUAGUAAGAUUUGUUUCAAAGGUUACCCUGCUUGCUUCGGGGGGAGCUGGGCAUAUUUAUCCAUCAACCACUAAUCCUCUGGUCUCCACCGGUGAUGGAAUAGCUAUGGCCCAUCGGGCACAGGCCGUCAUUUCUAACAUGGAGUUUGUGCAGUUUCACCCAACUGCCUUAGCUGAUGAAGGUCUCCCCUUAAGACCAGCGCAUGCCCGCGAAAAUGCCUUUCUGAUCACAGAAGCUGUCAGGGGUGAUGGAGGUAUCCUUUAUAACAUGGACAUGCAGAGGUUCAUGCCCCUAUACGACGAGAGAGCAGAACUAGCACCCAGAGAUGUGGUAGCAAGAAGCAUAGACGACCAGCUCAAAAAGCGCAAGGAAAAAUAUGUCCUCCUAGACAUCAGUCAUAGAGAUAAAGAAGAGAUUCUUGACCAUUUCCCAAACAUAGCAGCCGAGUGUCUCAAGUAUGGACUGGACAUUACCCGUCAACCUAUCCCUGUGGUCCCCGCCGCCCAUUACAUGUGUGGGGGAGUCCGUGCCGGGCUCCACGGGGAGACUAAUGUGCGGGGGUUAUACGUAGCUGGCGAGGUUGCCUGCACGGGGUUGCACGGAGCAAACCGGCUGGCCAGCAACUCAUUGCUCGAGGCUCUGGUGUUUGCACGGAGAGCCGUGCAGCCUUCGAUCGACCGCUACAUGUCAUCAUGCUCCGGAAGCACCCCGGUCUGGUGGGCCCCGCCCGUGCUCCCCACAUUUCUGGGUGAUGCGGCGAUGAACAGAAUUGCACGGCGGACGAGGGAGACGAGGGAGGAACUGCAGUCGAUCAUGUGGGAAUACGUGGGGAUCGUCCGGUCAACGACGAGGCUGGAGACCGCGGAGAAGAGGAUCGGGGAGUUGGAAACGGAGUGGGAAGCCUACUUAUUUAACCAGGGUUGGGAAGGAACCAUGGUUGGGUUGGAGGCUUGUGAGAUGAGGAACCUCUUCUGUUGUGCCAAGCUGGUGGUGAGUAGUGCCCUCUCAAGGCACGAAAGCCGCGGCCUUCACUACACGGUUGAUUUCCCUCAUGUUGAAGAGAGCAUGAGGUUGCCCACCAUCAUUCUUCCUUCCUCUUCGUCUUCGCUCUCCAAGAAAACCGCCACUUGGAGUUCCCGCCAACUAGCUGCGAAGCUUGACUGAUUCUUAAUAUAUAGAAAUAAAACUC
Cuscuta campestris is the source of this 2140-nucleotide messenger RNA. NCBI's taxonomy places the organism in Eukaryota, Viridiplantae, Streptophyta, Magnoliopsida, Solanales, Convolvulaceae. The record is from the annotation of a GenBank genome assembly.